AGAAGGCCAUGUUAGCGGUCUUCUGGACGGCGAAGAGAUUAACCCUGUAUUUUCAGGCUCACUGGAUUAUUAUGCUCACUUACGAGCCUUUGGCAUCACUUACCCGGAGCCCGGCGGCAUCCGCCCGGAUGACCAAAUGGGCGGUCUUCAUCAGUCAGUAUAAUGUGGUGUUCAGGUCGCGCCCAUCGAUCAAAGGGCAAGCACUCGCUGACUUCCAAGUUGAGUGUACUGCCAGGGAGAUGACAAGAGCACAGGUUGAUACCCGGGUGGAGGAUGACUGGUGGGUAAUGAGCAUCGAUGGAUCUUCUGGGUCUCGAUCUUGUGGAGCAGGUAUUGUUCUGAUUACUCUGGAAAAUUUCCGGAUAUAUUACGCUGUGAGAUUUCAGUUCCGCGUAUCCAACAAUGAAGCUGAAUACGAAGCCCUGAUCAACAGACUGAAGAUUCUUGGCAAGCUGGGAGUGUCCAGGGUUCAAGUAUUCAGCGACUCCCGACUGGUGGUGGGACAAAUCACUGGGGAGUUUGAAGCAAAGGAAGAGAUGAUGAAAAGGUACCGGGACUUGUCCUUAGAAAUGUUGGGAAGGUUUGAGUUUAAGCUUGAACACAUACCCCGGGCCCAGAAUGCGGAAGCUGAUGUUCUAUCCAAGCUCAACGCAGAAUCACCAGAAUACAUAAGCCGAUUAGCAACUGUCGAAGAGCUGGCAGCUCCGAGUCUCAACAGAGAUGAAGUGUUUUGGAUAGAAGCUGAUCCCCCGGAAUGGUUGGACAGGUUGGCAAAAUACAUUGAAGACAGUGUAGCCCCGGAGGAUUCCCGAGAAGCCCGUUUGCUGCGAAUGCGGGCACCCACCUACAAGGUGCAGGAUGGAGUCCUCUAUAAGCGAUCUUAUAACGGUGUUUUACUCCGUUGCCUCAGGGCGGCGGAAGCAAAGGCACUAAUGGAGGAAAUACACGAGGGAGUAUGUACUGCACAUCAGGGUCCAUACUCUAUCUCCAGAAGGGCGAUUAUUCAGGGAUAUUUCUGGCCAACGAUGAGAAAGGAUUGCGAAGAGUACGUGCACAAGUUCCCAACCUGUCAACAAUUCCAGAAUAUGCCCGGGAGGCCAGCCAUGAACUACACGCCCAUCAGCUCUGUGAUUCCCUUCUCAAGAUGGGGAAUUGAUAUUGUGGGAGCCCUGCCAAAGGGAGUUGGACAGGCAAGGACAACUCCAAGGAGAGCUACGGGUGACACUCCUUUCGGCUUAGCCUAUGGUUUUGAAGCCCGGGCUCCCGCUGAGGCAGUAAUCCCUACCAGGAGAGAGAUAGAAUAUGACCUGGAAGUAAAUAACAGAAUCAAGCCGCAGAACUGAACUUCAUAGAGGAACGAAGGGAUGAAGCACGGAUCCGGGCAGAGAAUUAUCGUCGCCAGGUGAAAUCUUACUUUGAUAGUAGAGUAAAACCAAGAGUGUUCCAGGUGGGGGAUUACGUCCUGAGGAAGCGAGAGAAGAGUAAACCAACUAAGGGUGGGAAGCUGGCUAAGAAAUAUGAAGGACCUUA
Molecule: messenger RNA, 1530 nt
Organism: Cuscuta campestris
Lineage: Eukaryota; Viridiplantae; Streptophyta; Magnoliopsida; Solanales; Convolvulaceae
Source: the annotation of a GenBank genome assembly